Closterium sp. Naga37s-1 is the source of this 519-nucleotide messenger RNA. Lineage: Eukaryota; Viridiplantae; Streptophyta; Zygnematophyceae; Desmidiales; Closteriaceae. The record is from the annotation of a GenBank genome assembly.
AUGGCUGUGGUAUUUACCCCAUCCCUGUUUCUCUCCCCCAUUGUCUCUCUGCCGCCUGCCCCCGCCUCUCCCCACUACCUACCGUACCAGGCUAAGGAGUUGAGGUCUGUUGCGGACCGAAUGGUCACUCUUGCAAAGGAGGGCACGCUGCAAUCACGCAGAGAAGCUGCAGCAGUGGUGAGAGGGAAGGACGUGCUGCAGAAGCUUUUCUACGACCUGUCAGAGAGAUACAAGGAUAGAGCAGGAGGCUACACUCGAGUGCUUCCAACUAGAACACGCGUUGGGGAUGCAGCCCCUAUGGCUUAUAUCGAGUACAUUGACCGACCCGAUGAGCUUCGUCGCAGCCGGCCCCCAUCGAUUCCACCGCCCCCCUCUGAGCCCCAGGCCCCCUGGGUGCUCUCCUCUCUCAGGAGACACUGGGCUCCCCCCGCUGCUUCGGUACCACCUACUCCUGAUAAUGCUUCUGCCUCUGCUUCUGCUGCUGGAGAGAAAUCGGGUCAUCCACCUAGCAGCUCCUAG